Dermatophagoides farinae (American house dust mite) is the source of this 1879-nucleotide messenger RNA. RefSeq names its product C1 family peptidase 26-29-p (gene CtsK1). The record is from RefSeq and is a predicted model, not a curated record. Gene Ontology annotation, molecular function: cysteine-type peptidase activity. Gene Ontology annotation, biological process: proteolysis. NCBI's taxonomy places the organism in Eukaryota, Metazoa, Arthropoda, Arachnida, Sarcoptiformes, Pyroglyphidae.
UUAAACGCUGCCUUUUCUUGAUGACGACGUUUUUUUUUUUUUGGUUUGCCAUUUGCCAUUCAUUCAGAAAAUGAUGAAGUCACCAGUUUUCUUGCUUUUCUUUGUUCUAAGUGCAUCAUUGGUGUUGGCCAACUGUUCUCCACCAACUCCAACAUUUAGUAAAAAUUAUCUAAUAAGUGGACGAAUUGUAUUACCAUAUGCCGAAAUCGAUGAACCAUUUACAGCAUAUUACGAUGAAACAGCAAACAAAAGCCGUAUAGAUUAUUAUGGUGAUCUACAAUUGACUGUACAAAGAGCAGAUCUAGGGCAAUUCUACAAGAUUGCCUACAUGGUUCGAAAUAAUCAGCAAACUGAUCGUGUUUGUUUCAAUAUGGAAGCAUCACCAAUCUCUCCAGUUACAAUUCAAUCGGUUUUGCCAGAUUUAUCGAAUUUUCAAUUCAAACAACGUGGUAUCUGUAACAAAUUGACUAAAAGUUUACCAACAUUAUCAUCAGAAUAUUGUGAAGAAUGGGAAUAUCGUGUUAAUCUGGGAGAAAAAGAUAACAAAUAUGUUUUCAUAUUGAAACGUGAUGCCGAUGGAAAUGCUAUUCCAGUUUUUUAUUUGAUGAUGGGCUAUGAUAGUCUUAUGGGAUCUCAUUAUGAUAAAUAUGAAGUUUUCUACGAAUCAUAUUGGACUAAUAAGAUUGAUCCAAAAGUUUUUGAUAUAUAUCAAAAAUAUGAAUGCCGAGGUUUUCCUGGACCAGGUAAACAAGCUGCCGCUCUCAUGAAUCCAAUGAGAGAAUUCAUUCUCAAUGACUAUGGACAUGUUGAUGAAAAUUUUAAUGAUUUUAAUGAAAAACAUGGCAAAAAUUAUACGAACAAAAAUAAGGAAGUCAAUUUCCGAAGAUUCAUCUUCUUGCAAAAUUAUCGUUUCAUUAUGGCACAUAAUCGUAAAAAUUUACAUUAUCAAUUGGCCGUUAAUCAUUUAGCCGAUCGAACGGAUGAAGAGAUGAAUCGAAUCCGUGGUAAAAUUCAAGUAAUGAACGCUAAUAAAGGAGGUGUUCCAUUCGAUAAGAGCAAAUAUGAUGUCUCCAGUAUACCGAGUCAAUGGGAUUGGCGUUUGAUUGGUGCCGUCACUCCAGUCAAAGAUCAGGCUAUUUGUGGUAGCUGUUGGUCAUUUGGUGCAACGGGAACGAUCGAAGGACAAUAUUUCGUUAAAACUGGCCGUUUAUUAAAAUUAUCACAACAACAACUUGUUGAUUGUAGUUGGCCCGAAGAUAAUAAUGGUUGUGAUGGUGGUGAAGAUUUCCAAACAUAUGAUUAUAUCAUGAAAAGUGGUGGAAUUGCCACCGAAGAAGAUUAUGGCCAUUAUUUAGGAGUCGAUGGUAAAUGUCAUGAUAAAGAUGUGAAAAAAUCGGUUCAAAUCAAAGGUUUCUAUAAUAUAACUGCUGGUGAUGUUGAAGCAAUGAAAGUGGCAUUAUAUUAUCAUGGACCAGUCAGCAUCGGUGUGGAUGCAUCACAAAAAACGUUUACAUUCUAUUCACAUGGAAUCUAUUAUGAUCCAAAAUGUAGUUCGAAAAAUCUUGAUCAUCAAGUUUUAGCUGUAGGAUUCGGUGAUAUUAAUGGCGAAAAUUGGCUUGUAAAGAAUUCAUGGUCUACCUAUUGGGGUAAUGAUGGAUAUAUAUUGAUUAGCAUGAAAAACAAUGAUUGUGGCGUACUUACAGAUGCAACGUUUCCGUGGAUUGCAUAAAUAUUUUUUUUCAAAUAAUUUUUAUUCAAUUUGAAAAAUAAAUAAAUUUGAAAAUUCAAUUUUAUUAAAAAUUUCAAUUCCAUAUAUAUUAUAUAUAGUAUGAUGAUGAUAUUGGUAAAAUAUUCUGACAAUAAAAUGAUGUAAAUCUAA